This is a messenger RNA of Leptosia nina, 2277 nucleotides long. The record is from the annotation of a GenBank genome assembly. Lineage: Eukaryota; Metazoa; Arthropoda; Insecta; Lepidoptera; Pieridae.
AUGCCUUGGACUUUUUUCGUAGGUCAAUAUAAAACUAAAUGCUAUCAAUGCCAAAAGACAAUACAGCGAAUUCGUAGUCUUCUCGACGACGUCAAUAUUAUAAGAAAAAAUGAAGUUUUAGCUGUAUGUGAUCAUUGUAAGCGAAGUAAUUUUAAAAACAAGUGCAAGAGGUGUGAAUUCUUAUUAGAAAGAUUCAUAUCAUGUAGUACAGAAAAGCAAGCAAAUCUUAAGGACGAAUAUAGAUCCUGGUGGUGUUCGGUAAAAGACACCCUCUUAACGAUUCUUGAUGUCAAAAAAACGUGCCCUCAUCGAGUAUGUUUUGUUCAAAAUUCGGAUAUUGAACUGAAAAAUCUUAUUGAUUUAUUAAAAUCACCAUCACCAACUAUACGGCCCUGUUUUGAUACGUUUCCCAAUAAAGAAGUCGAAUCCUCGGUUCCUAUAGAUGAAGAUACCAAGAAGGUUUUGCUAGGAGUUAUAGAUGAUCUGUGUCUUGAUAAUGUUCCAUGUCUAAGUAAAGGUUCCUCUUUCUCCGAAGCAAGUACGUGUAUGUGCCGAUACUUUGACGAUAGGAAAAAGACUGACCCGCAACAGAUGCAGCCAAAAAUGUCUUUAGAAAUGCCUGCUAUACAAGAGAGCCACUCAGAGAAAGAAAUAAGAAGCUCUCAACACCAUACACCAGAAUUAACUAAAAGAUUACCAGGAAUAGUGGCAGAAGGAAAGAAAUCCAGUGAACUCUUUAAAACAGCAGGUGGGAGAAUAAAAGAAAGUGCUGGAAGAGAAAAGAGAUCAGGCGAUAGGAGAAAAAUAGAAUCGCGUAAAAGUAAGGUGAAAAAUGACGAGUCAAACAAAGGACUACUCACUGAAGACCAGACGGAAAAUAAGUCAGGAAAACGGCCAACGAAAAACGUCCCUGAAACUAAAAUUAAACUAGAUCCCGGCGAAGAACUAAUGUUGAGGUUGAUAAAGGAACAUAAAAGAGAAAAUCAAGGGAAGGGGAGAACGAAGUCAGCUGUUCAGAUUUUGAAAAAUAUGCCGAAGUUUGAUGAUCUUCCCGAGUUACCAGUUAGAAGUACAGCGACGGUCAUGAGCGAGUCUGGAAGUACUUUAGUAUGCACACCGCCUAAUACUCUACCGCAGGUUAUGAUAAGAGGUGUCCAUACUGUUCCCUUGGAUCGUCAUACAAAGUCAAAGACUCCCGUUAAACUGGAACCCUUGCUGUUUAGGAGACAGUUUGAUACCAAUGCGUCUCUCAGCCCGUCUACAAAAUGCUUAGACUCGUCAAAAACGGAAGUGCAUGAACAUAAGCAACACAGUAAAGGAAUAAUAAAGUACGCGCUUUCAAACAAGGAGUUCAUCGACAAAGGCUGGACUAAAUUACCGACAACAAGAGUAAUGAGAAAAAUGAACGUAUAUAAAGUGGAGCCGGCUAAUCCGCAAUUCGAUUGGUUUAAAACCCACAGCCAUGAGCGCGUAAUAUAUUAUGACACUGGGGAAAUGUUAGCCGAGAUAAAUGAGGACGGAUGUGGUGGAAAGUGGUUCUAUAAGAACGGCGAUGUUGCUUUGGACUUUUAUAAUAGCCAGGAUGUAAAUAAUAAGCAACGAUAUAUAAUCUAUGAAUGCAAAGAUUCUGGUGAUAGUUAUGUAAUUAGAAAGCCAAUAACAAUAUUGUCUUGUUUUGAUUAUUUGGGAAACGGUAUCGUAUAUGAUCACGCUGGUAAAGUAAGAUUAAAAUACAAUCAGUCCGAAGGAAUAAUCAUCGAUAAAAAUAUUGGAACUCCUAGUAAAUGGAAAUGGCACACACUGAACGACCCUCCGGUUUUACAAAAUGUCUACGUCGACAAUUAUGUUAAAAGCGAUGUAGUUAUGAAGAACUUUAUCAAACACGACGAUGAUGUAAAAGAAGACCCUGUUAAAACAAUCGAUGAAAAAAUGUUAGCAGUUGAGUUUGAUAAUUUCGUAAAAUAUAGAACAACGAAGUUGAUGCAAAAACUAACUCCGUUCAAGAUAAAGUUCAAAGCUGUGAAAAUUAACGAUUACUUUUCGUUGAGGAUUAUUGAUCAAGCGAAUGUUUAUGUUAUAUUUAGAUGUGGUCAUGCGGCUUUAAAAUUAAAUAUAGGAAUGCGUUUGAAGAGUGAUGAGAUAAUUGAUACGGUCACAGCGGAAAUGGCAGAGGUAUCGACGCCGUACGACGUGGAUUUUCCAAAUACGAGAAGCCUUUGUAACAUUCAGGAAAUAUUAGAUGCCACGCGAAUGUUUUAUAAAACCAAGCAAAGAUAA